This is a messenger RNA of Microstroma glucosiphilum, 1188 nucleotides long. RefSeq names its product aquaporin-like protein. Gene Ontology annotation, cellular component: plasma membrane. The transcript is spliced from 3 exons. The coding region runs from base 1 to 1188 and encodes 395 amino acids. Gene Ontology annotation, biological process: glycerol transmembrane transport; water transport. The record is from RefSeq and is a predicted model, not a curated record. Lineage: Eukaryota; Fungi; Basidiomycota; Exobasidiomycetes; Microstromatales; Microstromataceae. Gene Ontology annotation, molecular function: glycerol channel activity; water channel activity.
AUGAGUCACCAACAGACAGGCUACCAGUAUGCUUCAGACCCGCGAGCAGACUCGACCGAGUCUGAUCACAAGAUCAAUGCUCAACAGGAGCACCACUUCCAGCGAAGCCACCGAGAGCCUGGACAACUUGAGUUGGGAUUGACUGAAGUCGCCGAAGGCAGGACAGACGUUCAACGCAGCGUGGUCGCCUCUGCUGGUCUGGACCACUCCCGAUUCCGCUCCAAGUGGCAGACGAUCAGACCCGAUUGGCUGUCGGCUGUCAUCGGUGAAGCCCUGGGUGUCUUCUUCUUCACCUUCAUGGGCACUGCCGCCACUGCACUCUUCGUUCUCAGCGCCGUUGCAGGAACAGAGUACGGCAGCUUCCUGAACAUCGCUCUCGCCUACGCAUUCGGUAUCGUCUUCGGAAUCUACAUGGCUGGUCUCAACUCCGGAGCUCAUCUUCACCCUGCCGUCACUAUCUGUCAAGUCAUCUUCAAGGGUUUCCCCAUCAGCCGAGCCCCUCUUUACAUCGUUGCUCAGAUCUUCGGUGGCUACAUCGGUGCUCUUUGCACCAUUGCCAUCAACCGUACUCCCAUCUUCGCCUAUGAGGCUGGACUUCGAGCAGCCGGAGAGUCGGCCGCCAUCUUCACUUCAUCGGGACCUGCCGGUAUCAUCGCCCUGUUCCCAGCAGCUGGCAGGACCUACGGCGACAUGGUCACCAACGAGAUCAUCGGAGCCUUCGUCAUCGGACUGGUCAUUUGGGCCAACCUUGACUCUCAGAACAUCUUCACUUCCCCUGUCAACGCCCCUUGGGCCAUCGGACUCGCCUAUUUCGUCGUUGUCAGCUCGCAGGCACCAGGAGCCAUUGCUCUCAACACCGCUCGUGACGUUGGCGCUAGGUUCGCCUGUGCCUCCGUCUUCGGUCGAGAGUGCUUCCAGCCCUCCAAGUACACCGCACUUGCUGCUCUUACCAACAUUCCUGUGACGAUCUUUGCCGCUGGACUGUACACCUUCUUCCUCUCCGACAGCCGUCGCCCUUCUGCCAAUGUCUCUCUCAGCCACCACCUCGAGCAGGACCGGAAGAACCAGCUCGCAGCCGAGAGCCGACACGAGGAGCUCAUGCUGCACCGCACCCGUACCGGCAGUGGAGAGAAGGGAGGCUCUCUCUUCCGCACCAUCACCGGACGCGGCGCUCCCAAGGCCGAGUAA